AUGGCUACCAUCAACACCCCCGUGAGCCUUCCUGAGGUGACGGAACAAGCCGGGAACUACACAUACAAUGCGCACAUUCCGUUGGCGAAUUGGCUGCGCACAGCCAGUACUAUGCAAAAAGAGGCCCAAGUCUAUGAAGCAGAGGGCAACGACGCGCAGACCUAUCUCCUCCUGUACCGACACGCCGAUCUCGUCCUUCAAAAGCUACAGGGUCAUCCGGAUAGAAACAAACCGGAGAACCGGAAAGCGCUGAAUGCUGCAACGGCAGCCGUCAGUCGAGAUCUGAAGAAGCUCGAGGAGAUCGCGCCGCGCAUCAAGAAGAGACAUGAGGAACAUGAAGAAAGGAGACGGAGACAGAAGGAGGCUCUAAGGUCGUUGGAAGGAAAUGGCGUCGGAGCGCUUCCCCAGGAGCUGGACGGGCUGGCCAUUCAAGACCGAGGGUCCAAGAGAAGGUCAUUCGAUUCCAGACCCACAAUCGAUGCACGCUCUUUGGAAAACCAAUCACUGGCCGCAAGACUGGCGCAGAGGGAAGUUCGGAGGAGAGACACCAUUAGAAGAGGUGUGCGACAGUAUGGUGUGUCGGAAGAAGAGGAGCAGGCACGUCGAAGUGGAGGCACAUGGGACAGCUGGCAGAACCAGCUCAGCCAGCCAGUGGGCGACGGAGAUGAUAUCUCGAACCAACUGCAAGAAGUUGCAAGGCUCCAGCAGAACGGCCAUAGAACAUCAUACUCCUCGCGUCCUACGUCUCAGACCGCGUCUCCAUAUCACUACCCUACCGUUCCAUACAAGACCGCUCAAGACAGAUGGUCAGACUCACAGUCGCGCGACGCAGCACCUGCGCGACCUCCGAAAGAGCAGAUAUACAGACAAUCCGGAACACCGUCAGCGCCACCACCCUUGCCGCCCAAGUCGCCAGCUUCUACGUACGAUGCGCGAUUUGGCCACUCGCGGCCUCCGCCUGUCCCAGGCAAGAUCUCGGAAGGCGCGCCACCUCUACCAAGCAAGAUACCCGACCAAAGACCGUUGACUCCUUCAGCCGAACUCGACGAGUUUACAUUCAAGCCUUCUGCAUUCCUCGAGAAUGGCGACCCCCUUCGUCCUGUCUUCCUCCCGUCCCAAUUGCGCAAUCAGUUCCUGGCUGUUGCUUCGUCCAACACACGUCUCAACUUGGAAACAUGCGGUAUGUUGGGUGGAAUAUUGAAGUCUAACGCCCUCUUCAUUACACGGCUUAUCAUUCCCGAGCAAACAAGUACAAGCGAUACAUGCGAGACGUUGAAUGAAGAGGAGCUAUUCGACUACUGCGACAAAGAGGAGCUCAUGGUUCUUGGCUGGAUCCAUACACACCCAACGCAAACCUGCUUUAUGAGCAGCAGAGACUUACAUACGCACGUCGGAUACCAGGUCAUGAUGCCAGAAAGCAUCGCAAUUGUUUGCGCACCGACAAAACAGCCUAGUUGGGGAUGCUUCCGCCUGACUGACCCCCCAGGCAAACAAGCCAUUCUCAAUUGCAGCCGACCUGGUAUCUUCCAUCCUCAUGAUGUCGAUAACAUCUACACGGAAGCCUUGAAACCAGGCCACGUAGUUGAGCUGACCGAUGCACCGUUGGAGAUUGUUGAUAUGAGGCCUAAGAAGAACUUUUAA
This is a messenger RNA of Alternaria postmessia, 1641 nucleotides long. RefSeq lists its product as uncharacterized. Gene Ontology annotation, biological process: protein K63-linked deubiquitination. NCBI's taxonomy places the organism in Eukaryota, Fungi, Ascomycota, Dothideomycetes, Pleosporales, Pleosporaceae. The record is from RefSeq and is a predicted model, not a curated record. Gene Ontology annotation, cellular component: endosome; membrane. Bases 1 to 1641 code for a protein of 546 amino acids. The transcript has 3 exons. Gene Ontology annotation, molecular function: protein binding; metal-dependent deubiquitinase activity; K63-linked deubiquitinase activity.